UCAAAUGAACGAGCCCGAAAAAAUAUAUUUUGAAACAUCUGUCAUAAAUCGACAGGAACUCAAAAUUUUUCAAAUUUAACGCCAGAUUUUUUUGUAGAAAUGUAACUUUGGUUUAAUCUUUUUAGUAUCUGUUUACGUCGUCUAUCGCAAAGUAUCCAUUAUCCAAAAUGACGACAUACACCCAAAAGAAAGCUCUUAUGUUUAGGAAAGCGAAAGAUGUACAGCCGGAACGGAGAAGAUCAGAAUCGAGACUGAAAACCUAUCCUUCGUCGACCGAUGUCCGAAAUUGGUGCGAUAUCGUCGAAGAUCGCAGACAACAUAUCUUAGAAUUGGCCACAAAGGACAUUUCAAAAUACAUAGGAAAAGUUAUACCCAUAGAAGUAAUCAUAAAUGCCCUAUUAGCAAUGGCCAACUCUGACAUAACACAGCUCAAAAGUUGUUUAAAACAACUGUGGACUUUCAUAUCCAGUUUGGAUUUAAACGAUGAAAAUAGGAAACAGCUGAGUUCUUUGACUAGUCGGAUGGCCAAAGUAUGCUUGGAAGAUUCUGGGCGAGAAGUAUCUCGGGACUCAGCUGUCCCAGCGGACGGAGCGGAUUCAGCUGUCCCAGCGGGCAGAGCGGAGUCAGGUGUUUCAGCGGACAUAGCGGACUCAGCUGUCCAAGCGUGCAGAAUGGACUCAGCUGUUUCAGCGGGCAGAGCGGGCUCAGCGUGUAGAAUGGACUCAGCUGCCACAGCGGGCAGAGCGGGCUCAGCUGUUUCAGCGGGUAGAGCGGGCAGAGCGGACCCAGCUGCCCCAGCGGGCAGAGCGGGCUCGGCUGUUUCAGCGGGUAGAGCGGGCAGAGCGGACUCAGCUGACCCAGCGGGCUCAGCUGUUCCAGCGGGCAGAGCGGACUCAGCUGUCCCAGCGGACUCCGCCGACGACGAAAAAAUGCGUGCGGUUAGUGAAGAAUUUAUGCAAACCGUUGUGGCACCGCUUAAAAUGAAGGCAAAGCAGGGCAGUGACUAUAUGCAAGGUUCUGGAGCACCGCUUGCCGCCGAGGAAUGUUUAGAGAAAGAAGAAUGUACAGGGAAAACACGCCAAGAGAGAGAAAGAGCUAAACUCGGCAAGUUCUUGCAGGACCAACCGACUAUAAAACUUAAAAGUCAGUCGCCCCAUAAAAUGGUAUCCAAAAUUAAAGAUCUUCCGUCUGACUUUGAACCAGUGGAUGAUCCGGCAAAGCCUGGCCGAAUAACGAUAAAAGCACGUGCGAAGAAUCGGCACAAAACAUCCAGCGAGUCAGUGGAGACGGGACAUCCUAACGAUGAUAAAGAGGCAUUGGCGGAUCCUGAUAGAUUGGCUGCAGCUGAAGCCUUGUGUGAGGAACAAAAAGCCAAAAUACAACAGCUAAGUAACGAACGUGAUGGUUUGAAGAAGAAACUCGAAGCAUGCCUAAAUGAGUUGGAUCAAUUUAAAAAAUUACAAACGGUCACCAACCCAUCACUUCCGGCAUCUUGUCAGCAAGAAAUCGAAGCUUUAGAAGCAGAGAUCAAGAUCAUGCGAAGCGGAAACCCGUCUCCUGAGGAGGAAGCCCAGAUCAUCAAGCGAGAAGUUGAAAUUCUUAAGCGGUACUGCAGCAAACUUAAGGAAGUGGAAACUGAAAACGAAAAACUUAAGGUAGAGCUGGGUAGCAGAGUCGCUCUAAAAGACAGCGAACCUGAUUUGAUACAACAAGAAAAAAUGGACACCCUAAAGGAAAAAUUAGAUCACUUAGAAGCCCUAACUGAAGAAAGGGACGCCCUAGCCAAUAAAGUUCAGCUACUGGAAAAGCAACUGAUGCAGUACGAAAACGUCCCCGAAGACUUGGAACUAUUGAAGAACAGAUCGGAUAUGUUGGAUACGGUUCUGGAAGAACGAGACAAGAUGAGUCAGAAGGUGAAGAGCUUGAAAGAGGUGGAGUCAGAAUUGAUGAAGUAUAAACAGAAGGCGGAAAGAGUGGAUGAACUGGAGCGCGAAUUGAGGAAUAUGUCCAAAGGUGAUCGGUCGUCAGGGGUGGAUUUGAAGAAAUCGAGAUCGGUGGCGGACAAUUUGGAGAGGGAACUGCAAAACGUCAUGUCGGAGAGGGACGCCAUGGCUAAGAGGAUAGAGAGUAUGAAGAAGGAGAUGGAUAAUCAGAAAGCGAAGGUAACGGAGGCGGAGAUGAUGAGAUUGGAGAGGGAUAGGUUGCAGAUCAAGCUUAAUGAAUUAAGCGAUGUACAGAACCAAUACGAAGACAUGAUGAACAAAAUGAAAAUAUUCGACAACAUCAAGGCGGAAAGGGACAUGUACAAGCAAAAGUACGAGGAGGUUCUAGAAAUGGAGUGCCGAUGCGAGAUGUUGAAGGCUCAGGUGGAUGAGGCCCGCACGAUAGGUCGAGAAAGAGACCAACUGCAGAGACAAGUGGAAGAUUUGGAGGCUUGCAUCUGCGAACAGGAGAACGAAAUUAGGAGUCUGGUGAUACAGGUGGACAGUAUAACGAAGAAUAAGAGCAGCAAAGAUGGCCAAAUGAACACCAUGAUCGAUACGAUGAAAAAAGAUAUCGAGGCAAAGGAUAAAAUGAUAGCGGCUUCCCAAGAACAACUGAUUCAAGCCCAACAAACCUCGCUUAAAAUAAAAGAACUAGAAAAGCAGCUCCAUCGCGCCGAGCACACCAUUCUCCAAAAAGAAUGUCACAUUAGGUGCCUAGAGGACGAAUUAAAAUGCAAAACGGGCACCAUAGACGCGAGUAAAAAGUUGAACAAAGAAGAAAUCAAAACGCUGGAGCAAAUGAAGAAGGAGCUGGCGAUGGCGACUAACGAGAACAAGAGGCUGCAAGAGAUCGCGAACAAAAUCGCGUGCACCAGCGGAGACGAUCACAUGAAGAAGAUGCUGAAGCAGUCGGAGUGCGCGGUGAAGCGGAUCGUGCAGGAGCUGGGCAAACAGUACAAGGAGUGGGAUCACGGCGUGAAGGGCAAGCUUCCCAAAGGGAAGUACGCUCCCGGAGUGCACGAGUGCCUGUGUAAAAUGGAAGCUUCGAGCGAUGACGAUUGCAAGAAACUCAGAGAAGAGUUAGAGGAGCUUCAAAGGGAGAAGCAAAAAUUGGAAAUGUCGGUCAGACAGAUCCAAACUUUGGGUAUUCGCAGAAGCGCGUGCACUUGUCAAAAAGAACUCAUUAAUGAACAGGCGAUGAACGAAAAAUUUGAGCAAGAUUCACGACGUGAAAUUACUGUAGGUCAACCAUUGGAUUCAAAUAAAAAAUCAUAAC
This is a messenger RNA of Sitophilus oryzae (rice weevil), 3261 nucleotides long. RefSeq names its product protein Daple-like. The coding region runs from base 168 to 3260 and encodes 1030 amino acids. The record is from RefSeq and is a predicted model, not a curated record. Lineage: Eukaryota; Metazoa; Arthropoda; Insecta; Coleoptera; Curculionidae. The transcript has 9 exons.